AUGAGAAUGGUAAUCGAUUACAAGAAGUUAAGUAAAAAAACGAUAGCGGACAAAUAUCCAAUACCAGAUUGUAAUGUGAUACUGUCAAACUUAGAGAAAACGAAAGUUUUCUCCACAAUCGAUUUAAAGUCUGGAUUCCAUCAAAUAUUGAUGAAACCAGAAGAUUUCGUUCCAUUGGAUGUUUCGGGGGAAACGUUGUCGAAUGAUGAUGAAGUAGAAGAGAUACCAUCAACUUCGUCGUCUGCGAAAAAGAGAAAGAGAAACAAUGAUGAAAACUUCCUCGAAAUCGCUAAAAAGGAGCAAAAGAUAAUGGAAGAAUAUCUUAAUAAAUCUAAUAAAAACGAAGAGAAGGAUAUUGAUUCAAUGGAACAAACCAACACCAUUCCUUUGGCUAUAUUAAAUAAAAAUACAUAA
Messenger RNA from Bactrocera oleae (olive fruit fly), 414 nucleotides. The record is from RefSeq and is a predicted model, not a curated record. Lineage: Eukaryota; Metazoa; Arthropoda; Insecta; Diptera; Tephritidae.